This is a messenger RNA of Cinara cedri, 10638 nucleotides long. The record is from the annotation of a GenBank genome assembly. Lineage: Eukaryota; Metazoa; Arthropoda; Insecta; Hemiptera; Aphididae.
UAAUAAUUUAAACCAAACGAACAUGAAAUAUCGCUUUGCCCUUGAUCAACCAAUGCGCUCUUCUGACGUUUCGCUUAAAUUCGACGUCUUAUGCAUAAUAACAAAUACAUUACUGAACGUUAAUAAUUAACAUAAUUUUAACGUCCAAUAUUAAAAGUAAUUAUCAUAAAAUAAAAAAUAAAUAGUUAGUGUUCAGUGUUAUGGCGACAUUGUCAAUACAUUUACACAUUUCCGACGAUUAGUUUUUUAUGAAUAUUACCCAAUAGAUUUUCAUUGUUUCACUCGUAGUAAACAUCAUGUCAAUACAAGACAAAUUUAACGCUGCCAUAAACGUGAUCAGGAGUUUACCGAAAAACGGUGAGUAUUAAACAACAUACCUAUCUAUUUAAUAUAAGUACCUACUUGCGAUUCAAUUUUAUUUCAAAUUAUUAUUCUAUAAUAUGUACCUAGUGGGGUAGAUUAAAAUAUAGGUGCCUUUUACAAUAAUUUUUUGGCUACCAACUAUUCCAUUUAUCAAAAAUGUGUUUGAUUUUCUCUUAUAAAGUUGAUACAUAUAUUAUGUGGUACCUAUCUAGUAAUUAUUUUUAAAUAUUCAUGAAAAAUUAUCAUAUUGCAGUAACCUCUUUAGUAAAUUGACUAUUCAAUUGACUAUAAAUUCAAACUAUUUAAAAAAUUAUCAAAUCACUUAUGUAGACAUUUUCACCAAUUAUUCAUUAGGUGUACUACCUAGUAUUUUAAAAGAUGAUAAUAUGAUUUUUGACAAAAAUGCCACUAUUUUUAGUGAUAUCUAAAUUGUGUAGAACUCAUCACCAUGGAAGUAUGAUAAUACUUUUAGGCAUAAUAAUAUUAUAAUAUUCAAGUAGGUAUCAUCUGGAUUUCAUUCAUAGCAGUUGACCUAAAUAAUUUGGUACUUACUUAACUUUUUUAGAAAACUGCGACAGGGACAUUUCAAUACUGUUUAAAUACUCGUGAUCUGUAAUAUUUGAGAUAAUACUGAUUUAAUAUUAACAAUUCGAAACAUCUGUGUUAAAUUUUAUAAUAAUAGAGGUUACUAUUUAAAUUAAAAUUUAUACAUGACUGUAUGUUAUACUCAUUAAUCUAUAAAAUUUAAAAAUUGAUAAAAAGACUUUGUUGUUAAUAAAAUAAAAUCAUACAGAUAGGUAGAAAAUUAUUUUAUUUUUAUAGUUUAGAUUAAACCAAAAGUUAAUUAUGAUCUUAAAUUAUCUAGUCGAUAUAUAUAAGCUAUAGAAGUGAGAAUGAAUCAAACCAUAGUAUUUUUGAACUAUCUAUCCAAGUACACAUAUUUUUGCUGCGUGCAAAAGUGACCAAGUAUAAAAAAAUAACAAUUUAAUGUAUUUAAAUGCCUCAUUGUAUCCCCGUAUAUGAAAAAUGUGCACAAGUGAUAUCACAAACAGUUCAGUUCAGAAACCACUUUACACGUAAUUCUUGAUUAAUAUCAAAAUUGAAUGCAAUUUAAAUAUGAAUUUAAAAUUUAAAAAUAAAUGUUUAACAUGUUCAAAUCAUUUAUGAUUUAAUCACUUUCUUCACAACGGUGAUGAUAUAUACUAAAAAAAGUGUACAGCUGUAUCAAUACUAUUAAUAUUAUUGUAACAUUAACAUAGAGUUUUUAAUUUAUUUUGAGUGAUGAUAAUAUGAUUGAUGUUAUGUACUAAAAAGCAUAAGUUUAAAUUAUUUAUUUUUGUCAAAGUAAAACUAAGGAAAAUGAUAUAUAUAUAUAUAUAUUUACCUUUUUAAGAUUUAUGUGGUUUGUUAUAAUCAUAAUUCAGUACAUAUCCACAAGCGCUUAAAUGUCUUAUAAUUACAUAUCAUAAAACAUAAUUUGAAUAACUAUUGUGGAAUUAAGAUUUGAACAGGUUACUUGAUACUUCGAUAGAUAACAAAUUGCAUACAUAACAAAUUUUGCAUUGUAAAUUAAAGUCUGUCAUUCAGAAAUAUGCACUAGUAGCAAAUAUUUUAUUAUCAAUUGAGUAUAAUAUUUCGUCAGCAUGAUGCAAAUCAAAAUAAAUAGGUAUUUAAAAAUAAAUAAUAAAAUAACAAAAUAAAUAGGAUUUUUGUCAGGUUGUUUAUUUUAUAUUAUGUAUGCUGUUGAAAUCCAUAUCAGUAAUUUAGUAAAAUUAUUUUGUAUUUUCAGACUAGUUAUUUAAAUAACAAUUUCAAUAAAUACUAAAAUAGAAAAUUAUUAUUUUUUUAUUUAAUAUAUACCACAUAUUUAGUUUUUAAAAAUUGUAUAUAAUAUUAUUUUUUAUUUUUUAUUUUACAAAUAUAUACAGACUAAUGUCCUAUUACAUAACAUGAUUAAAUUAUGGUAUAAGGUAUAGUUUACAGUAGCAUACAAUUAACAUAGUUAAGGCUUAUAAUAAAAUUAUAUCAUGUUUAUAGGUUCGUACCAACCAUCUAAUGAACUCCUGCUUCGGUUUUAUGCGUAUUUCAAACAGGGUACGAUAGGACGAAACUAUCAGCCUAAACCUAGUUUUUGGGAUGUCGUUAAUAAAGCAAAAUGGCAAGCUUGGGCAGAUUUGGGAGACAUGCCGAAGGAACAAGCAAUGCAAGAAUAUGUCAAUGAAUUAAAAAAGGUAAUAUUAUAAAAUUAAUUCAUUUAUAAUAUUUGUAGGUUUAUGUAGUUUAUUAUACAAAAGUUUUUAUAGGUAAAUAAUGUAUGAAAAGCUAUUUAAAAUUGUAUAACACUGUAUUUGAUCAUUCUACUUGCACCUUUAACUUUCCUAAUAAUAUUAUUAUUUUGCAUACCCCCUUAUUGGUGUUAAAAUUUUUCUAUACUAUUAUAAAAAUAACACGUAUCUGCUUUUUCUUUUAUUUAUUAUUAUAUAUACAAUUUACAUUACACACAUUAAUACUAUGAUUAGAUGAUUAGAUUUAGUUUUUUAUUAAUUUGAUUUAAAAAUAAAAUAAAAACACUCAUCAGUUAAUAUAGUUAUCAUAGAACAUUUAAUUAUUUGGCAACAAAAAGAAAUAAUUGAAACAUUGUAAAUUUUACUAUCUUUUGGAAAAAUAAUUAAUUUUUUUAGAUAUAUAAUAUAUUUCAUAAUAUUGAUUGAAAAGUUACAAACCUACAUUUUGCAAAUCUUAUUAUGAAUACAUUUCUAGAUAAUAAUUUACUGUGCCCUGGAUUUAGGGAAUGAUUAGUUGGUUUAUAAAAAUGAUGUGUGCAUUUGUGUACAAGAGAAAUUUUAAAAUUACUAUUUUAUUAUUUUAUUUUUAUAUAAUAAUGUAAUUAAAUGUAUUAAAAACGAAACUUUGUAUGAUAUUAAAACAAAAAUAAGGUAAUAUGUUCGCUGUAUGAUAUUCAUUAUAAUUAAUACCAAUUAUUAGUUACUUAUUUCUAUUAUUUAUCAUUUUAUUUUUUUUUUUUUGUAUCUUAAUUACGAGAAUAAAACUUUCAGAUUGUAGAAACCAUGGCAUAUACGAAUCCUGUAGCUGACUUUGUGUCAAGAUUAGAUUCAUUUUAUGAAUCAGUUUCCAUUGAUGAUUUAGAAAUGGUUGUUGGUCCAAUCGAGCGUAAAAAUUCAAUAGGUACAGUAAUUUAACUAAUCUAUUUUUUAAUUUUUUACAAGCUAAUGUUAUAAGUGGAUGAAAUAAAACAAAAUCUAGGUAAUAAUCCAAAAUUGUCCAAAAUUAUAAAAAAACCUUUUUCAUUGAUUGAAACAAGAUUUUUAAUAAAUUAGUUGUUCACCGAUACACAAAAUAUCUGAUCUUAUUGAUAUUACUAAUGGGUGUGCCACUGUUGUAGGUGGGGUAUUAAUAGGUUUGGGUACAUAGUUAUUUGACUUAAAUCUAUACACAAAUCUGCAAAAUUUGGUUAACUAGGUUUUUUUGUGAUUCUAUCAAAAUUUGAACUUAAAAUGCUAAUAUAAAAAACUACUACUUUGCAUUAAAAAUUUUUUUUCUUGUCAUCUUAUAAUAAAUCUUGUGUUAAAUUUUCAAAUAUUUAUACUAGACUAAAACAAUUGUAUCCACAUAAAACCAAAUAAUAACUGAAAAAAAAACUUGAUAGUGUAAAAUGCCUAAAAAUAGCCAUAAAUCAACAAAAUGUCUUGAAUAAGUAUUCUGGGAAAAUGUCAGAUCUCUACAAUUUUUUUUAAUCAAAUUACAAAAAGGAAAAAAUCACCUAUUAAUUCCUUAGUGCAUUCAGAAUCUAAAAGCUAACAAUCAUUUAUACUGCAUUGGUAAUGUAUAGAAUGGUCUAAAUAUUAUUAUGAGCUAUAUAGUUAUAAUAUGUCAUUUUUGGAUUACAGACAACAAUAAAUAAUACAAGUUUUAUACAAUAACUACCUAUUUGUUUUUUAAAAAAAAAAAAUUUUUUUUAGAAAAUGUGGAUGCUUCUAGUACAGUUUCAAUAAAUGAACAUCAGAGUACAGGAGAUACAGACAUAGAUGAUGAAGAGUGUUUUCAUGAUGUCAUGGAGGUAAAACAUUUGGUUAAUUUAAUUUAAUAAGUAUUUUAUUUUUUUAUUUUUUAAUGAGACCAAUUUAAUUUUAAGUAGACUUUAUUCAUAACGAAAUUCUUAAGUAUUAGAGAUAUUUGAUCAAUUUCAGAACUUUUACUAUUGCCUACUUAUAGUGAUAAGAAAGUUCUUUUUGAAAAGUAAACUACUUCAGGUUCUAGAUCAUAGUUUUUAAAAUGAACCAGUUUCAUCAAAUUAAAAUAAGAGUAAACUAUUUAUAUAUAAUAUUGUUUUUUAUUUUAAUAACUCAGUUUACCGAAUAUAGUGAGUUUGUGUAAAAAGAAUAUAUAAUGUAUUUAUGAAGUAAAUAAUUGUUUUUCCUUAAGUUCAGAUGCACAUUCACACAUCAGUAAAGUUUCUGAAUUUAAUAUUAAUCUACAAAAUAUUGUUCACAUGAAAUCACUACUAACUAAAUUUAAACUAUUGGGCCAAUAACUAAUGACUACUAAUUAAUAAAUAAUACCUAACUAACAAAUUAUAAUUUGUAUAAUAAUAAUUAAAAACUGAAAUAAUUGGAUAGAGUAUAUUAGUGUAUUGUAUAUAAAAUAAAUAAAUAAUUUAAAGUUUGUCACACUGACAAAAUAUAGAUAGAAUAGUUAUUUAUUUAUAUAAGCUAUAAACAGACCAGGCCCAAUUACAUGUAAUUUAAUAUAAUUAAUAUAAUACUAAUAGCUAUGUACUAAUAAGUAUGAAACUACAAUGCAUUUUGAAAAAGUUAUAGUUAGGUGAUAAUGAACAAAUUGAUUUUUCAUUAAUUUAUAGUUUUUAUAAUUCUAUUGGGGGAGGCGUAUUAAUUUCAUCUAAUUAAUUGUAUCUAAUAACCUUAAACAAAUCAAUUUUGCUGAAUAUGUGAAAUAUUUUGUAUUUUAAAACUUUUCUUUGUAAAAACAGAGUUUACAGUAAAUUGUAUAAUAAUAAAUUAUAUACAGAAGUACCAAGAAGAAGAGAUACCAAAAAGUUUUAUUUCAUUUUAUGAUCAGUGAUUUAAUUAUUUGCAAAAAACCACAAAAAUACCCAAUUUUUUCAUUUUCAACCCUCUUGGAGCACAGGGAAGGGGUGAGUUAUCAUGACCAAAUCUCACACAGAUUACUUUUACAUGGUAAUGAAAAAAUAGAAGGGGGUCAGUCAUCAAAAAUAAUUAUGUUCAAAAAUAAGAACUAUCCCAAUAAAUAAUACUAUAUAACAAAUUAAUAAUUUCUAAAAUCUGGUGGAUUGAUAUUUUAUUUCUUUUUGAAUAUAAUUUAGGUAAUUUCGGUAAUCUAAUUUAGAGAUAGUUUUGCAUUGAGAUUAUAAAUUUAAGAAUGUAUUAUAAUCAUUAGGUGAACCUAGUCUUAAAAAUUGUAUGAGAUAUUAUCUUAUAUCUAUUACCAUAAACUACAAAUUAAUGAAAAUACAUAUAAAGCAACCAUUUAUUUUUUUAUUAUUUAAAUUACAUUAUUCAAUUUAUUUCAGUCUACAGGAGAUCUAAAAAAAAUCAAUUCACAGAAAGUCAACCAAUACUUGAAGCCUAGUGAUUAUAUUGAUCAUUCGGUGACAGCUAAUGACAGUCACAUUCCAGUGUCUCAACAAAAUGGUACUAGUUUAAUUCAGACAAAAUAUUCAAAGGAAUGUAAGUCAAAUUAAAUUAAUAUCAAAAUAUCUCUAUUUUAUACAUAUUUUUUUUCCACAGUGGUAGAUGACUUUCGUUUACAAAUAAGAAAUACAUUAUCAAUUAUGAGACGUGAUAUGGAAGUUUUAAAUUCCAGAAUUAGUAGAGUAGAACUAAAAUUAAACGAGGUAAUAUAAAUUUAUCUUAUACAAAGUUACAUUUUAUUUUAUAUAUAUUAAUAGGUAUAUUUCUCUAUAUUAAAAUUAAUGCAAUUUUUAAAUAAUUCAAAAUAAAAAUUUCUUGUACAAACAGUUUUGUAGAUUAGGGUGUAUCAAUUUUUUUUCCAAAUUUUAAUAGUGAUAAAAAGUUAGUACUGAUUCAUACUCAAAUAGAUAUAUAAAAAAAAAUGGAUAUGAUAUGAUCAAUUUAAGAGUGGUAACUCAUUUAUUUGAUUUUACUUAUAUUAUAUUUUAACUUUUAAAAAAAAAAAAAAAACAUUGAAUUUAAAUUGUUUAAGUUUUUUUUCAAUUUUAUUUUUGAAGUUUAUAAUUGUAAAAACUUUAUGUAAACUCUAGAACUAACUAAAUCUAAAAUAUUUGUUUGAACAAAAAUAAGGCAUUAGAACAUGAAUAUAUUUUAUAAUACUUGUUUAAGUGUUUCUUGGCAGUAUUAUUGAUAUUAUUGGAGAUUCUGUUAUUUUAUUUCUCUCCAAUCAAUUAGAUUGAUGUAUUCAUUAGCAUAUAAAUUUAAUCUAAGAACUACUUCAUUCAUUUUUAAUUGUCGAGAAAGCUUUUUUUACGAUAUCUUUAUGUGUAUCAAAUGGCAUAUAUAUAAAUAUAUUUUUAGGUGUCCAAAAUACACAUUUUGUUGAAUAACAGGAUCAAUAUUUUCUGUAAGUUAUUAGAUAGAUACCACAAAAUCUGUAUUGUCACCCAAAGGUAUUUUAAAUCAUACAGGACCACAAACUUUUACAUAAUAUAAAUUCAGUUUUAAAUAUUUAAAUUGGACAUUCAAUACAAACAUAUUAAUGUAGAAUUUUAUUAGGGAUUGAAAGCCAUCUAAAGAGUACUUGCUUACCUAGAUUUCUUCUGUAUUAUUCCAUAUUAUCUUUUUUAUUUCUAAAGUAAAUCCAUUUAUUGGUCUUGCAUGACCUAUGUAUUUAGAUCCUAGUUCUUGAAUAAUUGAUUUAUGUUCCUCAGUAAUUAGUUCCCGUAAUAUUUAACCCCUUUUCAAUGAUUUACCAUAGUUUUAUCUAUUUAUCCAUAAAAAUCUAAUCCCAACACUAUUAAUUCGUUUUUGUAGAUCAUUUUUUUCUUCUUUCAAACUUUCAUUAUAUUUAUUGCUUUAAUUGUAGCAGCAGAUCUGUCUGAUAUUCUCACUCUAUCAUAAACCAAUGCUAAAGUCAGUAAGUCUCAUCUGCGAGUUUUUUACAUUACUGUAUAAUUUUCAAUGGAAUCACUAAUUUGAGUACUUAAUCAAAAUUGAAUUUCUUCUCGGAGGAGAACUGUCAAUAUAUUGCUUUGCAUUAGUUCCCUUUGGUUUAGGUUCUGUUUGGAGCAAAAGAUGUAUUGGUUUUACAAUGAUAUUUAUUUUUAUAUAUAUACUGUGUACAAAAUGUCUACCAGAAAUCUCGAUCCGAAAUAUCAAGUAUAGCACCUUUUUUGAAAGAGAAUUUUCUUUGAAUGGUACCUUAAAGAGGUCAUUUUUUGAGUUUUUCCUGGAGUUUUUCAAAUAAUUGGAAAAAACCAAAUGGAAAUUAAUAUUAGGUAAAACUGCAAAAAUUUACAAAAUGUAUUAUUUUUAAUUUUGUUUUUUUAUUGUAAUUCAGUGGAAAAUAUUUAUAAACUUGAAAUUUUGAUAGAACCUAUAUAUUUGACAUUUAUAUAUGUGGUAAAAUUUUCAAAACAUUUAACCCAUUUUUGAGCUAUUCAUAGACAUUCCAAUUUUGAGUUUUUUACAUAAUUUUUAUUCAAUAGGUACUCUGUAAAUAAAAUUGUUUGACCAAACAGAUGCUUGGCAAUUUAACAGGAGGUUCAUUAUUAUAGUUGUACUUAAUGGUCAAUAGGAAAAAGUUGAAUUUAAUGUAAUUUUUUUUUUCAUAUCAAAUUUUGAGAAAAAUCUUAAAUCCCAGGAUCAUUUUUCAUUAGCAAAGAUUAAUUGUUGCACAAAGAUGUACAUUAAAUUCUCUUCUGUAUCCUAAAUUCUAACUUCUAACCUACAACAGUGGUAAAAUAUGUCAGUCUUUUUUUUUAAUAGUAAUUUAGAUGCUGAAUCUUUUUGAGAUUUUUCUCUAUUUCGCCUACUCAAUAUACAUAUUUACAUGUCGAAAUAUCAAAAUCUGCUUUUUGUUCCAUUUUGGAAUUUUUCCAACUUGUUUUUAAAUGUCUCAUUGGUUCUAGAUUUGGCCAACCUUACAUAUGUUUGUGACAUUACUGGAAUUGAUUCUUCAAACUGUACUUUUUCUACAUUAAACGCUAUAAUUUUUGCUAUUAAGUUUACACUUGAUUCUUUAGAAGUAGUUUCUGAUUUAAGUACAUGAUUCACAUGCAAAUAAUAUUGUAAAACUUCAAUCUUCAUAUAUUGGUAGUACAAUAAAUUGCACUAAUUUCUUUUAUUUCCGAAAACUAACUAUUUUAAUUAACUCCUUGUUUUAACUAUAGAGAUUUACUAUACUUAGAUAUACUAGAUAUACUUUGAAUCUAACAUUAAAUUUAUGAAAAUGUAUGCACAGUAUAUGGCAACUACACACAUUUCCCUCACUGUUAAAAAAUUAAAAUAUAAAAAUAAUUUUUUCGAUCCACCUGUUGAUGUUUAUUGACUAUAAUAAUUUGUUUCCAGAUAACCACCAGAGAUCAAACAAAUCGAAAAACUUCAAAACAGUAUUUAUACCAAAUGUUGUUUCUAAUGGGAUGGCCUAUAGUUUUUCAGUUACUGUUUGUUUGGUUUCAAAAGCGAAGAAAACCAAAAGGUGAAACAUUUAAAAUGUUGUCAUUCUAAUUAUAGAAUUAAAAUUGGAUUUCUACAUACCAUUUACUGAUUUACUGGUACUUAGAGUUAAAUUAUAAUGUUGAUAAACUCUUUUAAUCUUACAGAAUAGCUAUUGGCCCAAUAGUAAUGAAUUUUGAAAUGCAUUAUUUUUAUUGUAUUUAAUACCACAUAUAGAUAAAAAAAAAAAUAAUAAUAAUGUUCAUUUUUAAACGAAUGACAUUAUGUUUUUAGAUUUUAUAUAUCUGAGUUAUUUUUAAAAUUUACUUUAUAAAUUUGUAUGAAUGUUUACACGCAACUGAUUUUUUAGUUUGUAGAUAAAAUUUGUAGUAAUAUUGUACAUUAAUUUUGUUGGAAUAACUUUGUAAAAAUCAAAUUAGGAAUAAUGUGUUGAAUCAGCCUAUCUCAAAUAUUUUGUUUUAAUGCUUGCUAAAUAGUAUUAUGUUUAGAACUAAAGAAACUAACUGAUGAAUACUUAAAAAUUAAAAUCUUGAAGGCGGAUGUAUUGAAAAAAUAACCAAUAUUGUACCAAACAUUUAUUUUAUAGGUUUGACAUUAUUGUUUAGUAAUUUAUAUUAUUAUAAUUAAUACAAAAGAAAAAAUGUCAAUUAAUUUAUAACAUUUACAAUUUUUUUUAAAAAAAAGUUUUAUUUUAUUUAUACGUGCUUAGAAUUUUUUUAUAAUUGAUAUUUGAAAAUAAGUUAAAAUAAGAUUUGUGAUAUUUAGUAGUGUGAACCCACAUUUAUGUGUAAAUAGUGUAGACAGGGAAAAAAUGUCAUCUGAUUAGAUUUUUAAGCCCAAAAUAUCACAAUGAUGUGUCAUAACAAAUUAUUUCCUCUAUAAAUAUUGAUUUUUUUAUAUUAUUUAUUUUAUAUACAUACAUCACAGUUUUAUUUUUAAAAUCUCAAUUUUAUAUUUAUAUUUAAGUACAUACUAUUAAGCCACAUAGAUUUAAUAACAUCUAUAUUAACAAGUAACACCAUUAUUUUUGUCUUAAAAAUAGAAAUUUACUAUUUUUGUAUUAUUAUAUGAAAUAUUAAAAAUAAUGUAAUGCAUUUCACAUUUAUUCCUAAUAUUAAGAAAUACAAAAAACAUUCAUUGCUUUACAUUUUUGUUUUAAACUUUCUUGGUAACAUAAUAUUAUAACUAUGGUGUUUUUUGUUCGACAUAAUGUAUAUUUUAAAUUAUUUAUUUGUUAAGAUAAGUAUUUUUUCUUCAAUUAUUAUAAAGCAAAUUAAUUUUUAUGGAGAAGGUAAUAUCAUUAGUAAUUAUUUGUUUAUAAUAUGUAGUAGUCACGUGGUGAGGGUAAUUCUCUUCUAGUCAUAAAGAUUUUAUUUAAUGUCAUAAUAUUAUAUUGAACUAAUACAUUUUUAUCAAAGUGUAUUGUGGAAUAUUACAAAUAAAUAAUAUGGUUUUAUCCGUGAAAAAAUAUAUGUAUUCUCGUCCACAUCUGACCUAUGUCCUAUUUCUAUACUAUAAUCUAAUAUGUCAACAUGAAGUGGAGAACUAUGGUAUUAGGUGACGUGAAUAAAUAUUUGAGAGGAUCUACAUACCAAAUAUUUAUUUUGUCAGGAUUUUAUCUAGA